AUGGAGAUUUCGCUGGGAGGUUUCUUUCUUCGGCUUCUAUGCCUCAUUCAAUGGGCAUCUGCGGCUACGGUAUUCUUCCCAGUUACGUUGACUUGGUCGAACAGAACUGUCGCAGGAGUAACUAGGCCAGUAAUCUCAACGAAUGGCCAGUUUCCUGGUCCACCUCUGCAGAUCAAUCAGGGUGACGAUGUUCGGUUUUUAGUCGACAACCGAUGCCCAUUCAAUACCACUAUCCAUUUCCAUGGCAUUGAACAACUGGGAACGCCUUGGUCUGAUGGAGUCCCAGGAGUCUCCCAAAGAUCUAUCAAACCAAACACUUCGUUUUUGUAUAGAUGGACAGCAACCGAGUACGGCGCCUACUGGUAUCAUGCGCAUCACCGUGGUUCCCUUGAAGAUGGACUAUUUGGACCUAUCUAUAUCACUCCGGCUCCUGCGGUGGAAAAACCUUUCAGCCUUAUCACAACCAAUCCCGCCCAGUUGAAUGCUAUGGUCAACGCAGAGCGUGGGACACGCCCUGUCUUGCUUUCGGAAUGGCGUGUGCUUAAAUCGGAGCAGAUCUGGGCUGCCGAGGUAGCCUCUGGUACAGACGCAUUCUGCGCCAACGCUUUGCUCAUCAAUGGGAAAGGGUCAAUCACUUGUCUGCCGCGCGCUGAGAUUGACGCAUUGACAACACCCGCCCAGAGGGGGAUGAUUGGUAAUGGGAGCUUAACGGAUUUGGGGUGUUUCCCACCAAACAUCACCGAUGGAGUAUUUGACUUUCCGAAAAACUACAGUGCUGUACUCCCAACCAUGUUCGAGGGCUGUGUGCCGUCUCAAGGGCCCCGUGAGAUCUUCACUGUCAACGCAAGCCAGCAGUACGUGAGCUGGGAUCUCAUCAGCACGGCCGGCUUGCUGCAACUCACCUUCUCAAUUGACGAGCACUUCAUGUGGGUUUAUGCCAUUGACGGACGGUAUAUCGAACCCAGAAAGGUCAAUGCAGUCAGUAUCCCGAACUCAAACCGCUACUCUGUGUUAGUCCCCCUGGAUCAACCAGGAGGCGAUUACACCAUACGCAUGGUCAGCGCCAGCGUCAACCAGAUCCUCAACACAACCGCAAUCAUGCGUUACCAGGGGCAGCCCGAGCUGAACAGACCCUCCAACCCCUGGGUCCAAGUCAACAACCAGCCUGCCACCACAGACACCGUCUUCCUCAACGAGUCACUAGUCGUCCCAUUCCCCGCAAUGGCCCCAUCCAACAACAUAGCCCAAACAUUCUUCCUCCACGUCAGCCAAGUCGGCACCGCCUACCGCUGGAGACUCGGCAACUCCAGCUACGGGCUCGCGCUCGAAGAAUCCCAGCCCUUGCUUUUCAACCAGUCCUCCAUCCCCAGCGACCUGAUCAUCAGAACAAACAACAAUACCUGGGUAGACCUGAUCAUCCAAGUCGAUACGAUUCUGCAGCCUGCGCACCCGAUUCACAAGCACUCAAACAAACAUUUCAUCAUUGGCCAAGGGAAUGGCACUUUUGAUUGGUCUUCGGUGGCGGAGGCGGUACAGGUGAUUCCUGGGAGCUUCAAUUUGCAGACACCGCAGUAUCGGGAUACUUAUAACACGCCGAUAUCGAUUACGGGGCCGACUUGGCUGGCCUUACGAUAUCAUGUUGUUAAUCCAGGUGCUUUCUUGAUGCAUUGCCAUAUCCAGGUUCAUCAGAGUGGAGGGAUGGUCUUGGCUAUGUUGGAUGGAGUUGAUGCUUGGCCGACCAUCCCGCCGACUUAUUUGAAUGAUUCCGGGUUUUGA
Penicillium paradoxum is the source of this 1776-nucleotide messenger RNA. RefSeq names its product multicopper oxidase. The coding region runs from base 1 to 1776 and encodes 591 amino acids. Lineage: Eukaryota; Fungi; Ascomycota; Eurotiomycetes; Eurotiales; Aspergillaceae. The transcript is spliced from 3 exons. The record is from RefSeq and is a predicted model, not a curated record. Gene Ontology annotation, molecular function: oxidoreductase activity; copper ion binding.